CUUACAAAAUCAGGUUAAAGGGCACGAAAAGAACUGGUGACAGAGCAGUGAUGACAUUUCACUCGCCGUCACUGACUCGAUUGCUCAUGAGAGUUGCUUCUCCCGUCCUCCCAAGCUUUGUGGGAGUAAACAUUUUAGCACGGUGACAUAAACAACACCAUAUUUAUCUCCUCUUACCUGCAGGAAGGCGGGUGGGCGGUUGGGCGUGCUGUCGGAGUGAUCACCAGUAAACCUGACCAGCCGCAGCACUUGACCACAGAGGAGACAUGUCACUGAGGGGAAGUGAUCAACAGGAAGCCAUCACCACAUUACACCUUUUACUAAGAACCGAGAAGCAGAGAAGAGAAAGAAGAAGAAUGGAUGAAAUCAAACGGAUUAAAAUAUCUUUACAUCUGCUACUGGUGCUGAUUCCGUUUACAGCGCUCGCUGAACAAUAUUCCACCAUCAUCAUCAGAGCUGGAGCUGAAGUCACUUUGCCUUGUCCCAAUGUGAGAGACGAUUAUGUGAACUGUGGAGCUACUGACUGGUUCUUCGUUGAUUCAGAGAGGACUAGAUCAGCACGCCUGUUUGUAAAAGGCCAGCUCAUUGCAUCUGUGAUUUCCAAAUCUAAAGCAGACCGACUACGUCUUGCUGCAAACUGUGCUCUGGUUAUUAGGGAGGUCAGAGCUGAAGAUGCUGGUGAUUACAUCUGUAGACAGUUUGACCAGACCAAUGAACAAUCUUGGUUUUUUUUCUCUGUUGUCAACGUGACUGAGCAGGAGAGAACUGAUGAGGUGAUGUUGACCUGCUCUGUGUCGACAUGUAGAGGCGGUCUCCUCACAGUGAAGUGGCUGUUUAUGAAUAUGGAUGUGGAUGAGAACAACAAAGAACUGAGGACAUCACAGUCUCGCCACUCGGCCACUGUGAGCUUCUCAAAAUCCCAUUCUGUUUACAAGAUUAAGAACUAUGGCUCAUUAACAUGUAAAGUGAAGGAUGGUUACACAGAGGAAACGUUUGCCUUCAUCCUUCCGUCAUCAGACUGGUGGUGGUACAUUUAUCUGGUUGUGGGUUGUGCUACACUCGUAACAUUGGUUGGGAUUCUCAUCAAAUGGAGAAGAAACAAGAUCCAGGCUCGUGAUGAUGCAGUGGCCUACAGCACUGGGGAAGGUCCCUCCUCUUCUACUGGACACUCAGCUGAUCCCAGCAACCUCAAUGCCAACGUCACCAUCAUACAAUAGAUGGGUUACUUUUGACAUCGAUAUAUUUAUAGGGGAGAGCGGGGUAGUGUGAGACAUUUUUUACAUUUGCUCCCCUCUAGGCGAGCUAAAAUGAUAUAUCAGUCAAAUGUACCCAUUUCCCAUUAAUUCAGGAUGUUUCCUAGCAAUGGAAAUGAUCAGAAUGUCUUCAGGACAAAGGGCAGUGAAAAUAUGAUUGUUUUUUUUUUAAAGUGGACUUGUGUCUCACUUUACCCCAGCUUCGGGGUAAAGUGAUCCACUUACUUUUUCCACUUUAAAACUACAAUAACAAAACAUGUUGUACUAGUUAAAAUCCUGAAAGGUAGAUUGACAACCACACAUUCCAAAACUAAUGUCGGACUAGUAACAGAAUCAUGGGGAUUGGUCAAUUAAGCAAAUUUAUGAUUAUUAAGAUUCAUGUGAUCUUUUGCACACCCUAGCUUACUUGCACAUUGUUUCUCUGUCCAAUUGGCAGGGACAGGGAUAUUGUUUUUCUCUGCGUAUUCAAAAGCCAUUUUGUACUUUUGUAAGUACUUCUAUCCCUUCCAGCUUUUUCUAAGGACUUCUUUCCUUGCAUGACCUCAGCGGCUGCACUCUCCAUCUCUGGGAGGGGUGUUUGGCCCCAGGUUGUCUUCCUGGUGUAUAGUUUCUUGGCAUGAUGGCUUUUCCACAAAAUUGAUGACAUUCAAAAUAAAACAUAUGUAAUGUAAUAUUACACUAAAAUAUUUUAUAUAAGACUAAACUUAACUUGUGCUUCAUGGAGACACUGUCUCACUUUACCCCACAGCAUUUGUCUCAUUUUACCCCACAGCCACCCUUUAAGAAAAAACAACAUCUCUUAGCAUUUCAGGCUAAUCUUCAGCUAGCAUCAAUCACAUGGUUUUAUAUGAAAUCAGAAAUCAGAAAUCAGAAAGUAUUUAUUGCCAAGUAGGUUUACACCUACAAUGAGUUUGCUCUGGUUAUUGGUGCAUACAAUGAACAUAGAAACAUAAAAACAUAAAAACAUAAAAA
Molecule: messenger RNA, 2225 nt
Organism: Pleuronectes platessa (European plaice)
Lineage: Eukaryota; Metazoa; Chordata; Actinopteri; Pleuronectiformes; Pleuronectidae
Exons: 6
Coding region: 267-1217 (316 amino acids)
Biological process (GO): T cell activation; positive regulation of ERK1 and ERK2 cascade; interleukin-15-mediated signaling pathway
Cellular component (GO): external side of plasma membrane; membrane raft
Molecular function (GO): MHC class II protein binding; protein tyrosine kinase binding
Source: RefSeq, a predicted model, not a curated record